CGCUCAGUGAGUGUGCGGCCAAGGGCGCUUGCUUGGCUGACCCUGUGCACUCAGGUAGAGGCGGCGGCUCCGGGUCCCGGAGGUCCAGUGGGCAGCUUCAAAGGUAGGGCCCAACCCGGGCCUGCGAAGAGAUGUGGGCGCCUGGAGCAGGCAGGCAGCUGUCCAGGUGUCCCCCGGCUGGUCAGUGGGUGAGCCAGAGCUAGGACCCACGUCUACAGGCGCCUCCCGUCCCGACUGCUGCCUGUCUUCGAAGGUGUUCCGAGGGCAACACAUCCCCCAGCCAUGAACUACGUGGGUCAGCUCGCGGGGACCGUGUUCGGGACGGUGAAGGAGCUGUACCAGGGCCUGAACCCGGCCACGCUGAGUGGCUGCAUUGACGUGCUGGUGGUGAAGCAGGUGGACGGCUCCUUCCGGUGCUCGCCCUUCCACGUGCGUUUCGGCAAGCUGGGUGUCCUGCGGUCACGGGAGAAGGUGGUAGACAUCGAGAUCAAUGGGGAGCCCGUGGACUUGCACAUGAAGCUGGGGGAUAGCGGGGAGGCCUUCUUUGUCCAGGAGCUGGAGAGUGACGAGGAGCAGGUGCCUCCCCGCCUGUGCACAUCGCCCAUACCCUGGGGGGGCCUGUCUGGCUUCCCCUCGGACUCCCAGCUGGGUACGGCCAGCGAGCCCGAGCCCAUCGUCUUGCCCGUGGCCUGCACGGGGAGGAAGAAGAAGCUUCGGAGGAGGAAAGCGAGGCGGAAGGAGGACAUGGUGGCAGACGAUUCUAGUUCUGAGGACCUGGAGGCAGGCGCUGAGAGUGAGCCGUCCCUGCUGGAAAAGCCGAGGCUGGAGCCCCCAGGCAGUAUCCAGUCGGAGGGGGAGUCCUCGUCACAGCCCACAGACAUCCACCCCUACUCCGAUGGCGAGUGGCCCUCCCAGGCCAGCCUUUCAUCAGGUGGGCUGACGUCCCCUAAGAGCGACUCGGAGCUGGAGGUGAAGACCCCCGAGCCCAGCUCCCUGAGAGCCGAGUCCCACAUGCAGUGGUCCUGGGGCAGACUGCCCAAGGUGGCCAAAGCCGAGUGGCCCGUGUCCUCGAUGGCCCCUGAUGGCAGCGCCCGGGCCAUCGCUUCACCGCCUCCGGGAGAGCCCAGCACCCCCGACCUUCGGCCUGACACAGAGGUGCCCGCUCUGGCGGGCCCCUCUCUCAUUGCCCCCGAGGGAGAAAAAACCAACAUGCCGAGGUCCAGGGAUGCAGGCCUCUCUCCUGCCUCAAAAUCAUGGAGCUGGGCCGGUCUGGAGGGCCUGGCUCCCACCGGCCAGCCAGAGGGGGUCUCGAGCAGGAAAGGCUCCACGAAGAGAAGCCAGCACCUGGGCCCCAGUGACAUCUACCUGGAUGACUUAUCCUCCCUGGACUCUGAGAAUGCAGCCCUUUACUUCCCCCAGAGUGACAGUGGGCUGGGAGCCAGGAGGUGGAGUGAACCCAGUAGCCAGAAGAUGCUGGGGGACCCCAGCCCUGAACAGGAGCCAGAACCCACCUCGGACCCGAUGAACGCGAUAGCGCUGUCCCUUUGUGGUGGACUAGCCGACAGCCGGGACAUUUCCCUCGAGAAGUUCAACAAGCACAUAGUCUCCUACCAGGACCUCGCCCACAACCCUGGCCUCCUGGAGGACCCUAACCUGGUGGUGAAAGUCAAUGAGAAGCACUACAACUGGGCUGUGGCUGCCCCCAUGGUCCUCUCCCUGCAAGCCUUCCAGAGGAACUUGCCCAAGAGCACUGUGGACAAGCUGGAGAAGGAGAAGAUGCCCAGGAAGGGUGGGCGGUGGUGGUUUUCCUGGCGACGCAGGGACUUCCCGGCCGAGGAGCAAAGUGCCCAGAGGGAGAAGACCACGGCCAGGGAGCCAAGGGGGGAGAAGACGGAUGUCCUGAGCAGCGAGGAUGACGCCCCAGACAGCCCCGUGAUCCUCGAGGCUCCCUCCCUGCCACCCUUGCCUCCGGCCUACCCUCCCACCUGCAAGAAGUCCCUCCGCCUCUCCUCCGACCAGAUCCGGCAGCUGAACCUGCAAGAAGGCGCCAACGAGGUGGUCUUCAGCGUGACAACCCAGUACCAGGGCACCUGCCGCUGCAGGGCCACCAUCUACCUGUGGAGGUGGGAUGACAAGGUGGUCAUCUCGGACAUCGACGGCACCAUCACCAAGUCCGAUGCUCUGGGCCACAUCCUGCCCCAGCUGGGGAAAGACUGGACACACCAGGGCAUCACGAGUCUCUACCACAGAAUCCACCUAAAUGGAUACAAGUUCCUGUACUGCUCAGCGAGGGCCAUUGGCAUGGCAGACCUCACCAAGGGGUACCUACAGUGGGUGAGCGAGCGGGGCUGCGGCCUCCCCAAGGGCCCCAUCCUGCUGUCUCCCAGCAGCCUCUUCUCCGCCCUGCACAGGGAGGUGAUCGAGAAGAAGCCAGAGGUGUUCAAGAUCGCCUGCCUGAGUGACAUCCAGCAGCUGUUCCUGCCCCAGGGACAGCCCUUCUAUGCUGCCUUCGGGAACAGGCCCAACGAUGUCACUGCCUACCGGCACGUGGGCCUCCCAGAAUCUCGGAUCUUCACAGUCAACCCCCGGGGAGAGCUCAUCCGGGAGCCCAUGAAGAACCACAAAUCCACGUAUGAGCGGCUUGGCGAGGUGGUCGAGCUCCUCUUCCCGCCCGUGGCCCGUGGCCCCAGCACAGAUCUGGCCAACCCUGAGUACAGCAACUUCUGCUACUGGCGGGAGCCACUGACUGCUGUGGACCUUGACGCCCUGGGCUGAACCUGCUCUGGCUGCCCCCUCCUCCCUGGCCUGGCCUGGCCCAGAACUGGGUGUCCCAGGGCACAGGGGGUCAGCAGCUGGGUGCUUACAGGACCAGCCCAACAGGGAGGAGGGGGCCUGAGGGCCGGCUGGCAGCCUCUCUCCUCCCUGCCCUGUCGCCUCUGCCAGCCGAGCUGCAGGGGCUGGGGCAGCUGCUACAGGCCUCAAUGUGGCCCUGGCCUGUGGCCAUUAAAUGAUUGUCACCUGGGCCCUUGCAGUGUUCUCCGUGCCUUGACACCUUGACGUCUCUGUCCCUAUCUCUGUGGGACUCACCUCAACUCCUGGCAAGGCAGAGAGAAGAGGGAGGCCCCGCUGGGGCUUGAGAGCCAUAGGCUUGGGGGAGGCUGGUGGCGGCAGUGAAGGGGUGAGCAGAUUAGCAUCUGGGAAGAACACGGUGCUCCCCCCCGCCCCCUUUGGGGAGCCUGGACCGUGCAUGCCCUCUGUGGCCAGACCCUUACGUAGCCCUGGCCCCUUCCCACAGCUCUUGAGCCAGACGCCUCAGCACAUCCCCUGAGGAUGCAGCCACAAACCCUGCCAGACAGGUGGGGGUUGGCCUGCCGCCCUCCCCUAGCCUUUGCUGGUCCGUUCAGUGUCCACACAGCUGCUGAGCCGGCUCUUGCCCGAGGGGCUGCAGGAAGCAGGGCUGACACCCCACGGCAGCCUCCCCUCCCUGAACAGCACCACCAUAGAGAGCAGAUACCCUUUGGGGAAGAAAGUACUUUUGGAGAGGCUAAAAGCUUUAAUCCAGGCCUGCCCUCCCCCAACAGCACCACAGUGGAGGGCAGAAUACCAGAUGUCGAGAAUCGAGAAGGGAGGGCUACAGGGACCUGCAAGACAGCAGGGCAGGGCCCGUGCUGCUGUGGGGAAACUGAGGCCAGGAGCCUCGGCAGAGACGGGCAUCAGGGUCUCUGGGACUGCGCAGGCCAGACGGACACUUGCAUCUGCAGACUGUCCCUUGGCAGUGUCCUACCUGCAUUUCUCAUGACUCCGUGGUCACCCAGUUUACAAGGAUGUCUGAAACUGGGCCUGGAGCCCUCUCCUUCCAGCCAUGGCCUCCGGCCCAGGGCCUGGCCUCAUUCGGACCGUGAGGCCUAAAGAUCUCCCCCAACACGGGGAGGAGAGGACUCUGUGGGGACCAGAGUGCCCGGACAACAUCUUUGGGGAAGAGAAGGAAAAGCAUACAUUGCUGGUGGGGCGGGGGUGGGGGGGGUUCUCCAAACAGAUUGCCUGGACCCAGUGCCCUCCCCUGGGAAUCUACAGCUGCCUAAGCCCUCACCUUGGGAGAGGACUGAAAGGAAUAAAGAGAACUCUUGGCUGA
Phyllostomus hastatus (greater spear-nosed bat) is the source of this 4132-nucleotide messenger RNA. It is a transcript of the gene LPIN3, whose product is annotated as lipin 3. Gene Ontology annotation, cellular component: nucleus. NCBI's taxonomy places the organism in Eukaryota, Metazoa, Chordata, Mammalia, Chiroptera, Phyllostomidae. Gene Ontology annotation, biological process: cellular response to insulin stimulus; fatty acid catabolic process; triglyceride biosynthetic process. The record is from RefSeq and is a predicted model, not a curated record. Gene Ontology annotation, molecular function: transcription coactivator activity; phosphatidate phosphatase activity. The transcript has 21 exons. Bases 283 to 2775 code for a protein of 830 amino acids.